Molecule: messenger RNA, 843 nt
Organism: Zophobas morio
Lineage: Eukaryota; Metazoa; Arthropoda; Insecta; Coleoptera; Tenebrionidae
Product: very long chain fatty acid elongase 2-like
Exons: 4
Coding region: 6-746 (246 amino acids)
Biological process (GO): very long-chain fatty acid biosynthetic process; sphingolipid biosynthetic process; fatty acid elongation, polyunsaturated fatty acid
Cellular component (GO): endoplasmic reticulum membrane
Molecular function (GO): fatty acid elongase activity
Source: RefSeq, a predicted model, not a curated record
UCAAAAUGGACGGUUUUAUCUUAACGCAGUCCCCAUACCACCUCGUUAUCAUCAUAGCCGGCUACCUCUUGGCCAUCAAACUCGGGUCCAUCCUCAUGAAAAACCGCCAACCUUUCGAGUUAAAGCAAGUCCUCGUCUAUUACAACUACUCUCAGAUUUUCUUCAACGUCUAUCUCCUGCUUACGGUCCUCCCGGUGUCCCAUAAGACGUCCAUGUUCUGUCGCCCCGACGACGAUCAGUUCGAAGGUACCGCCACGACAACCACGCUCCACCAGCAGUACGUCGCCCUCAAACUAUACGAUUUUCUAGACACUAUCUUCUUCGUGCUUCGGAAAAAACAAGACCAAAUCAGUUUCUUGCACGUGUACCACCAUAUUCUGGUUUUUGGGGUUUCUUGGGUACUGUUGAAGUAUUUUCCAAUAGGGCCGUACCCUGUAGGGCCGCCGAUGCUUUUCUUUAUUGUUAACUGCUUUGUUCAUGCCGUCAUGUACACGUACUACUUGAAGAGCGCUAGACAACGAGUCAAGAACUUGUUGUGGAAGAAGUACGUCACGUUAUUGCAGCUUGUUCAACACUACGUCAUGCUUUUUCUGAGUAUAAAUGCUCUGACGAGUGGAAGUUGCCCUUAUCCUAAAGGGCUCGUACUGGUUGCGGUUGUGGGGUUUUUCAGUAUGGUUUAUCUUUUUAGCCAGUUUUACUACCGUGCUUAUGUACGCAAAAAUGGAAAACCGACGUGUAAGGAUUAGGGGAUUUGGCGGAAAUUUUCGUUUCUCUUCUAGGGUAGAGUAGUUAGAUCUAUUAUGUUGAGAGAUUUUUUUUUUGUAAGUAAAGUUUUACGAUAAA